CUUGUAUUUAUUAGUAUCGUUUUAUCCCUAAUCAAGGCUUCAGAAAUGCGGUUAAAGCUAGUAAAUUUCGUAUUUACUGUAUUUUUAUUAACGCUGAUCUAUGUUGUUUUUCAUCGUUGCCCUUUUAGUGUACAUAAAGAUUUAUUGAAUAAUUCUCACUUUAAUGAAAGAUCAUUUCCAGUUUUUAACAUUGCACUGGUUGUAUGUGGUCAGAGAUUGCAAGAGUCUCUUACCAUGCUCAAAUCGGUUCUCCUUUUUAGCCAGUUUAGUAGCGGUAAUUUACAUUUCUGGAUUUUCGCCGAGAGUUUGCUAAUGGGUGAACUGAAAGAUCGAUUAAAUAAUUGGCGAAAUUUUGUACACUUUGGUUUCGAGGUAAUGCCGUUGACUUUUCCCAGCCACAACCAAAAGGAAUGGCGAACUCUAUUUAAGCCUUGCUCGUCUCAGCGGUUAUUUUUGCCGAUUUAAUAAAGCUGGAUUGCCCCUGAAGAUGCUAAAAAUGUUUUAGCGAAACGUUGGGCCAGAAAGUGGAAUAAUGUAGUUUUAUUCGCAUUAAAAACAUAGAUCAGACUAGCCUGGUAACAUAAUAUUUAAUAUAAGUCAGUUAAUUUGGUAUUCAAACCUCUAACGUUUUGGAUAGCAAAUACUUAAAGUUGACGUGCGAGUUAGUUUUUUGAAUCAGAAUUAAUACUAGAGAUUUUAGCUAAGUUGUUAUUACUUUUAUUAGGUUUAUACUCAAACUCGCGACAAUGAAUUGAUUUGAAUGAAUGAGUCGCCAAAAUGAAUUAUUUAGUAGUGAAUUAAAAUCUUCGGCAGCUACAUCAAUUUUAAAAGA
Rhagoletis pomonella (apple maggot) is the source of this 832-nucleotide messenger RNA. RefSeq names its product glucoside xylosyltransferase 1-like. Gene Ontology annotation, biological process: protein O-linked glycosylation via N-acetylgalactosamine. NCBI's taxonomy places the organism in Eukaryota, Metazoa, Arthropoda, Insecta, Diptera, Tephritidae. Gene Ontology annotation, molecular function: UDP-xylosyltransferase activity. The record is from RefSeq and is a predicted model, not a curated record. The transcript is spliced from 3 exons. The coding region runs from base 46 to 465 and encodes 139 amino acids.